Necator americanus (New World hookworm) is the source of this 219-nucleotide messenger RNA. RefSeq lists its product as uncharacterized. The coding region runs from base 1 to 219 and encodes 72 amino acids. The transcript has a single exon. Lineage: Eukaryota; Metazoa; Nematoda; Chromadorea; Rhabditida; Ancylostomatidae. The record is from RefSeq and is a predicted model, not a curated record.
AUGCUCACCUUAGAUCGGAGACGCCCAGCAUGGACCGCUGACUGGUCGAUCACGAAGGCGAAUGGUUCGAAUGUCUCAUUCGGAUCGAAGGAACCAUUCGAGAUAUGGCGCGAGUUCCCGCGUUAUCGACAGACAUUCACCCAUAUCUCGAAUGGUUCCUCCGAAUGUGACAUUCGAACCAUUCGCCCUCGUGAUCGACCAGUCAGCGGUCCAUGCUAG